This is a messenger RNA of Chiroxiphia lanceolata (lance-tailed manakin), 699 nucleotides long. It is a transcript of the gene PSMG4, whose product is annotated as proteasome assembly chaperone 4. Gene Ontology annotation, biological process: proteasome assembly. The transcript has 3 exons. NCBI's taxonomy places the organism in Eukaryota, Metazoa, Chordata, Aves, Passeriformes, Pipridae. The coding region runs from base 124 to 504 and encodes 126 amino acids. The record is from RefSeq and is a predicted model, not a curated record.
CACAGCGGAGCGGAGAGGAGCAGAGCGGAGCACCGCCUCCCCGGGGCGGGCCGGGCCGAGCCGAGACAGGGCGCUCGCUUGGGCCUUGCGUGCUCAGGCCUGGCCGCGCCGGGAGAAGGGCCUAUGGAGGCGGGGAGCGGCAGCGGAGCGGCGGCGGGGGGCGGCAUCGCUCUGCACGACUUCAGCGGGCAGCUGGGAGAGCAGCGGGUGCACUUCCACGCCAUGCGGCUGCGGGACUCGCUCUUCCUCUGGGUGGGCGCCGCGCCCGCCCUCGCCAGCCUGGCCGUGGCCAUGUGCAGCCCCCGCGACAGCAUCCCGGUGGCCGCCUCGCUCCUGGGGGACCCUUCCGACACCGCCUCCUCCUGCCUGGCGCAGCGCUUGGCCAGCAAGACCAAAAAACAGAUAUUUGUCAGCUACAAUCUUCAAAACACAGACAGCAAUUUCACCUUACUCAUAGAAAACAGGAUCAAAGAAGAAAUGACAGCUUUUCCAGAGAAGUUCUGACUUUGCAUCAUUGUAAAAUAAGAUGAAUUGUUUCAGAAAAACGGAUGGAAAUUUUCACACUGACAUUAAAUUAGUAUAUUUGUUUUGUAUUAUUUUGAUUGCAUUUGUGGUUGUUAUUAAAUAUAGAUGGACAUAGAUACAACUGGACCUGGAAUUUAUUUUUUUGCAAAUAAAAUUUGAAUUUAAAAUUUCAAA